AUGAACUUAUUGCCAAGUGGAAUAUGUUUUUAUUUAUCUGUAGCAAUCUGCUGGCUGACGGCCGAGGUCGAUGCGUCCUGGUGGUACAUGGGCACCCUGGGGUCUCAGGUGAUGUGCGACAACAUCCCCGGCCUGGUGAACCGGCAGAGGCAGCUGUGCCGGCAGAACCCCCGCGUGAUGCAGGCCAUCGGGGCCGGCAUGAAGGACUGGAUCUCUGAGUGCCAGCACCAGUUCAGAAACCACCGCUGGAACUGCACCGCCACGGCCAGGGAGCAGCUGUUCGGACGCCUGCUGCUGAGGAGUAGUCGAGAGGUGGCCUUCAUGUACGCUAUCUCCUCAGCGGGGGUGGUCUACACGCUGGCUCGGGCCUGCUCUCAGGGGGACUUGGACUCCUGCUCCUGCGACCCCACCAAGACGGGCUCGUCCCGGGACGCCCGAGGGUCCUUCGACUGGGGGGGGUGCAGCGACCACGUGGAGCACGCCGUGCGCUUCAGCCAGGGCUUCGUGGACGCCAAGGAGAGGAAGCAGAGGGACGGGCGGGCGCUGAUGAACCUGCACAACAACCGGGCCGGCAGGAAGGCGGUGCGGCGCUUCAUGUCUCUGGAGUGUAAAUGUCACGGGGUCAGCGGCUCCUGCAGCGUUCGGACCUGCUGGCUGGCGAUGGCCGACUUCAGGCUGACCGGAGAUCACCUGAAGAAGAGGUACAGAGGCGCCGUGCAGGUGAACGUCAACCAGGACGGCACCGGCUUCACACACACACACACACACUUCAAGAGGCCCAGCAAGAACGACCUGGUGUACUUCGAGGACUCGCCGGACUACUGCGUACGAGACCACGAGUCAGGCUGGAUGGGUACGGGGGGGCGUCAGUGUAACCGGACGUCCCGUGGCGCUGACGGCUGCGAGGUGCUGUGCUGCGGCCGCGGAUACGACACGUCGAGGGUCAGCCGCACCACGCAGUGCGAGUGCAAGUUCCACUGGUGCUGCGCCGUGAUCUGUAGAGACUGUGAGGAGACCAUCGACCUGAACACCUGCAAGGGACACACGUGACUCGCUGAACUCUCAUUGGUCCAGAGGAAACACCUGCAAGGGACACACGUGACCCGCUGAACUCUCAUUGGCCCAGAGGAAACACCUGCAAGGGACACACACGUGACCCGCUGAACUGUUAUUGGUCCAGAGAGGAAACACCUGCAAGGAACACAUGUGACCCGCUGAACUCUCAUUGGUCCAGAGGAAACACCUGCAAGGGACACACGUGACCCGCUGAACUCUCAUUGGUCCAGAGG
Messenger RNA from Trematomus bernacchii (emerald rockcod), 1289 nucleotides. RefSeq names its product wingless-type MMTV integration site family member 2 (gene wnt2). Bases 1 to 1050 code for a protein of 349 amino acids. Gene Ontology annotation, biological process: cell fate commitment; multicellular organism development; neuron differentiation. The transcript has 5 exons. NCBI's taxonomy places the organism in Eukaryota, Metazoa, Chordata, Actinopteri, Perciformes, Nototheniidae. Gene Ontology annotation, cellular component: extracellular region. Gene Ontology annotation, molecular function: frizzled binding; cytokine activity. The record is from RefSeq and is a predicted model, not a curated record.